Messenger RNA from Nannospalax galili (Upper Galilee mountains blind mole rat), 2531 nucleotides. RefSeq names its product solute carrier family 4 member 1 adaptor protein (gene Slc4a1ap). Gene Ontology annotation, molecular function: mRNA binding; protein binding. Lineage: Eukaryota; Metazoa; Chordata; Mammalia; Rodentia; Spalacidae. The coding region runs from base 42 to 2255 and encodes 737 amino acids. The transcript is spliced from 14 exons. The record is from RefSeq and is a predicted model, not a curated record.
GGUUUCCGAGGGACACAUUUCGAGCCUGCACCAAGCCGAGGAUGGCUGAACCGCCCUCUCCGCCAGAGCAGCCGGCGUCUCUAGAACUCAGUGGCGAGUUUAAAAAGCCGGUCUUGCCGGUGCUCCCGGUAGUGCGGGGUAAGGCUCCGGCCCCGAGUCCCCCGAGCCCCGAGGAAGGGAAGAAGGACUGUCCGACGGCGCUGCCAGACUCCGAUAGUGGGCAGCCCGACGUCCCGCCGCCUCAGUCAGACGGCCGGGAGACAAGUCCACAGGAACAGCCCCGCCCCCCACGGGUAGCUGUUUCUCCGGGAGGCCCGGCCCGGACUCGCCCGUACCAAGAGCCGUCAUGGGGCAGCCCUGCCACGGCCCCCUACAGCCUCGAAACCUUGAAGGGUGGCACUAUUCUUGGCACCCGCAGCUUGCAAGGCAUGAGCUGCUGCCUCUUCGGGAGACUGGCUAGCUGUGACGUCUGCCUGGAGCACCCUUCGGUGUCUCGGUACCAUGCAGUGCUGCAGCACAGGGGGUCCGACCCGGACGGAGCAGGCGACUCUCACGCGCAGGGCUUCUUUCUAUAUGAUCUGGGAAGUACCCAUGGCACUUUCCUCAACAAAACGCGCAUCCCACCCCGCACCUACUGUCGAGUCCACGUCGGGCACGUGUUUCGCUUUGGAGGCAGUACCCGGCUCUUCAUCCUUCAGGGACCAGAGGAAGACCGAGAGGCAGAAUCUGAGUUAACAGUAACUCAGCUGAAGGAACUGCGUAAGCAGCAACAGAUGCUAUUGGAGAAGAAGAUGUUAGGUGACGACUCAGAUGAAGAAGAAAUGGAUACCACUGAAGGGACAAGGAAUAUUAGUGAUCAAGAUGAUGACAUGGGUUGCACCUGGGGAAUGGGAGAAGACGCUGUAGAGGAUGAAGCUGAAGAGAACCCUGUUGCCUUAGAGUUUCAGCAGGAUCGGGAAGCCUUUUAUAUAAAGGAUCCAAAAAAGGCUCUGCUAGGUUUCUUCGACCGAGAAGGAGAAGAAUUAGAAUAUGAAUUUGAUGAACAGGGACAUAGCACUUGGCUCUGCAGGGUGAGAUUACCUGUAGAUGAUUCAACUGGGAAACAGCUGGUGGCUGAGGCCAUUCACUCAGGAAAGAAAAAAGAAGCAAUGAUCCAGUGCUCCUUGGAAGCGUGUCGGAUCCUUGAUACAUUGGGAUUGUUGCGACAGGAAGCGGUAUCCCGAAAGAGGAAAGCCAAGAACUGGGAAGAUGAAGAUUUCUAUGAUAGUGAUGAUGAUACAUUCCUUGAUCGGACUGGCCUAGUUGAGAAGAAACGUUUGAAUCGAAUGAAGAAGGCUGGGAAGAUUGAUGAGAAACCAGAAACUUUUGAAUCACUGGUUGCAAAGUUAAAUGAUGCUGAAAGGGAACUCUCUGAAAUUUCUGAGAGACUUAAGGCCUCAAGCAAAGGUCUGUCAGAGUCACCAUCUCAGGAUUCCUUAGAUGCAUUCAUGUCAGAAAUGAAAUCAGGGAGCGCAUUAGAUGGUGUGUCUCGAAAGAAACUUCACCUGAGAACUUUUGAACUAAGGAAAGAGCAACAGAGACUUAAAGGGUUAAUAAAAAUUGUAAAGCCAGCAGAGAUUCCAGAACUGAAAAAAACUGACCUUCAGACUACAGAUGCAGAAAACAAAGCUAAGAAACUUACAUUGCCUCUCUUUGGUGCCAUGAAAGGAGGAAGCAAAUUCAAAUUAAAAACAGGAACAGUAGGGAAAUUGCCCCCCAAGCGUCCAGAACUCCCUCCAGCGCUAAUGAAAAUGAAGGAUGAGCCUGAAGUAGAAGAGGAAGAGGAGGAGGAGGAGGAAGAAGAGAAAGAAAAGAAGGACCAUGAAAAGAAAAUGGAGGAUGGAAGCAAUAGGCUGCUGCAGGAGCCAGAGCCCGAUCCAGAAACAGCAGCUCAAGGCCGGAGUGCACCCGCAGAGCCCUUAUGCUCUAAGGAAGCGAGAAGCCAUGAAUCCAUGUCUCAAAUAGGCCAAGUGGAACAGAAUAAAGAUGGUCAAGAGAUGAACAAAAUAGCUUCACCACCUGAGGAACCUUCUGAAACUGAAUAUGAGAAAAGCAGAGAUGAAUUAAAGAAGAAGAAAGCUCUUGGUCUAGGCAAAUUUCCACCUAUACUUUCUUCCAAAUAUCCUGAAGAUGACCCAGACUACUGUGUAUGGGUCCCACCUGAAGGCCAAAGUGGAGAUGGCAGAACCCAUCUUAACGACAAAUAUGGCUAUUGAUUGGUUCAGAAUCCCAAAGGAAGACCUUGUGAACUGGAAGAUACUUGGGAUGAUACAUCAAGUUGAAUGGCCAGAGAAAUUAGAUGAUCAUUUAUAAAAUCUGGUGACUGGCUUUUUCUUCUGUGUUCUUGACUUCCUAAAUUUAUUUGCCCAUCUGAUUCUCCUGAACUUUGGUAUUUAUGUUUAAAAGUGUUUGUGUAUAUAUGUAAAAAGGAUAAAAAGGAACCAUAUGCUAUGGGAAUUAAUAAAGUAAAAGACAUGACUAUUAUAAAAUGA